This is a messenger RNA of Penaeus chinensis, 1723 nucleotides long. It is a transcript of the gene eas, whose product is annotated as ethanolamine kinase 1-like. The record is from RefSeq and is a predicted model, not a curated record. Gene Ontology annotation, molecular function: ethanolamine kinase activity. Gene Ontology annotation, biological process: phosphatidylethanolamine biosynthetic process. The coding region runs from base 98 to 1138 and encodes 346 amino acids. Gene Ontology annotation, cellular component: cytoplasm. The transcript is spliced from 8 exons. Lineage: Eukaryota; Metazoa; Arthropoda; Malacostraca; Decapoda; Penaeidae.
AUUCGAUGAUCAGUCACUUGAUGUUGUUUGGAGUGUAAAGUUAUAACUCUUGGAGCAGUGGCUUGGAAAUCCAGUCUUUUUUAGAAGAUCCUUGAAUAUGGUACACAAGCUCGACCUCGUUAUAGAUGGCUCGACAAAGGAAGGAUUGUUCAAGGGAGCUACAGAGAUAAUUAAGAGUGUGCGAACCGACUGGGAUCAUGAUAAACUACAGUUCAAACUAUACACAGAUGGGAUUACCAACCAGCUGGUAGGGGUUUGGUAUGAUGACCGAGACAAACAGAUCCUCGUGCGAGUUUAUGGCAACAAAACUGAAAUGUUCAUAGAUAGAGAUGCAGAGAGGAGGAAUAUUGAGGUGCUUCACAAGGCAGGGUGUGGUCCUGAACUACUGGCAAUAUUUUCCAAUGGUGUAAGCUACGAAUUUACAAAGGGAAAUCCCACGUCUGAGGAUGACGUUCUCCAGGAACCGAUUUGGAAGGACAUUACUAGGGAAUUAGCCAAAUUGCAUCACAUUAAGGAAGGAAGUGGAAAGCCCAUGCUCUUCCCAAAGUUAAGGCAUUUCCUGAGUCUGCUUCCCGAUGCCAUGAAUGAUGCCACACAGCAGCAGAGAUUAGUUGACAAGGGCUACACUAAGAGUAAGUUGGAAGAAGAAGCAAACCUCUUGGAAAGUCGCUUAGGUAGCUUAGGGUGCCCUAUUGUUUUCUCGCACAAUGACAUCCUUUUGGGUAAUGUGAUCUGGGACGAAUCGGCGAAGAAGGCUAGCUUUAUUGACUAUGAGUAUGGAGCUUCUAAUUAUCAACCCUAUGACAUUGCCAAUCAUUUCAACGAGUUUGUUGGAGUGGAAAACAUUGACUACAACCGAUACCCAAAUGAGGAGUUCCAACGAAACUGGAUAAGGAGCUACCUUUCCCACUACCAGAAUGUAUCACCAGAGAAAGUGGAAGAGAGUCAGAUCAGGCAGUGGUAUGUCUGGGUGAACAAGUUUGCCCUUGCAUCUCAUGUCUUCUGGGGGGUAUGGGCUCUGCUGCAGGCAUGCCACUCCUCUAUUGACUUCGACUUUUUUGGUUAUGCUCUGAUCCGGCUGGAUGAAUACACAAAGAGAAAGGAGGAGUGUCUGGCGCUUACUAGUGAAGAAUCUUAACUGCAAUAUAAUAAAGUGCAUGUUUUAGGAUUUCUGGUGAGGGUGCCAUAAUUAAUUAAGGUAUUCAUGAAUUUCUGGAUGAGUAAUGUCAAGAUUCAUAAUGAAUGCAUACUGUAUAUACUGUACUUAAUUAUGUUUGAGUAAUUACCUGUUUUGGAAACUGUCUCAGGUGCUGCUACUUUUCUACAUUUUGGAUUAUUAAAGAUUAAUAUAACCUUGUAAUAAACUAAUGAUUAACGUUAACAGUAUCAUAUUUGAUAUUUUAGCUGGUAUAAAUUAGGUGGUAGUGUUAAGUAACUGGAACAUGAAAGCUUUGUUCUGGUAUUUGCCAUUUUUCCAGUGAGGUUUGCUGUCAUUUUUGUCCUUUGUUUGGAAAUGUUGUAUCUUAACAUCAGUAAAAAAUGCUUGUGUUGUAAAAUAUCAGGUGAAUUUGUGGUGCAGAAUUGUGGCUUAUCUGAUGUUUGCAUUUGUUAGUAUUUGCAAGGCAUUAGCAGUUACCUUUAUGUUUCUAAAAAUACCUUACCAUGUGCUACUGUGUAGUCUUUAACCUUUGUUGGUGAUGUGAUAAUAAAAUAUUUGGUUUUG